AUAUCUUUCAGGGUUCGUUCCUUCUUCUUCUUCUUCUUCUGUUGGGAAACAAGAAAAGAAUCUUUCUGUGAAAUUUUUAAAAUUGAAUACAAUGAAGAUGGAGAUAUUUGGAAUUGAUUUUGGAUGUGCUUUUGGAUCAUUGAGUGAUGGAAAGUUUCCUGAGAAGGAUUGUUUACUUCCAUUGAUAUCUAAGAUCCUUGGUUAUUGUAUUGUUGCUGCUUCUACCACUGUCAAAGUCCCACAGAUACUUAAAAUUUUGAAGAACAGUAGUGUCAGGGGGCUUAGUUUGGCAGCUUUUGAGCUUGAGGUUGUUGGUUAUACUAUUGCUUUGGCAUACUGCCUUCACAAUGGACUUCCAUUUUCAGCUUAUGGGGAGUUGCUUUUUCUUUUAGUUCAAGCCAUAGUUUUAGUUGCGAUCAUCUACUACUUCUCUCAACCUCUGGGGAUGAAGACGUGGAUCCUGGCAUUAGCAUAUUGUGCACUAGCUCCCACCGUUCUAGCUGGUCAGGUUGACCCUGUACUUUUUGAAGCCCUGUAUGCUUCUCAGCAUGCAAUUUUCUUCUGCGCUAGGGUGCCACAGAUAUGGGAAAACUUUAAAAACAAAAGCACAGGGGAGCUCAGCUUCUUGACUUGCUUAAUGAACUUUGCCGGCUCCUUGGUGAGAGUCUUUACCAGCCUCCAAGAACAAGCUCCAACAAGCAUGAUUAUGGGUUCUGUGCUCGGUAUGGUGACGAAUGGCACCAUUCUCAGUCAGAUAAUAUUAUACCAGAGGCCACCAGCGAAGAAAGAGAAGAAAGUUCAAUAGAAGCUAGGUUGCCUGCUUAUGCUGAUAGUUGUGCAGGGUCAUCACUAUGCAAUGGAAUUGUAUGCAUGUUUCUCACCAGCGGUCUUCUACAAACAACGGUGCUUUUGUUAGUUUGGGGUUAAAUCGAAUCUCGUAUGUUUUUUCUUAUGUUAUUAGUUAUUUCAUUUGCCUUUUGUGGUACUAAAUAAUGAUCUCCACAUCCCAAAUCUCUCUUUCUCUCUCUCUCUCUAGGAGGAGAGGUUUAUCGGUUAGAAGUUAGGAUACAGGUAAGCUUAGAUCUUGAAUGGUGGAUUCACAUCCACAGUACCAUCUCUAAUAUACAACAGGGUCCGGAGUGAUUGGACGUCUCUUUUGAGUGGACGAGGUUCAUGCAACUUGUUAAGAGUAACUGUGGUCAUGGGAAUAUGGAGGGAUUCUGUUCUUUUUUCAGAUGAUAAGAGGUAAUGGUGGUGUUAACAGUGAAUCUGAUGCCAACUAUAUCAUUAUGGAAAUGGUGGGUGGAUUGAUAAUUGUUCUUUGACUGAUGAAUUAAACACUCGACUUUUCUCA
Molecule: messenger RNA, 1354 nt
Organism: Papaver somniferum (opium poppy)
Lineage: Eukaryota; Viridiplantae; Streptophyta; Magnoliopsida; Ranunculales; Papaveraceae
Product: mannose-P-dolichol utilization defect 1 protein homolog 2-like
Exons: 8
Coding region: 92-805 (237 amino acids)
Source: RefSeq, a predicted model, not a curated record